Molecule: messenger RNA, 1690 nt
Organism: Nasonia vitripennis (jewel wasp)
Lineage: Eukaryota; Metazoa; Arthropoda; Insecta; Hymenoptera; Pteromalidae
Exons: 1
Coding region: 304-1110 (268 amino acids)
Source: RefSeq, a predicted model, not a curated record
UAUAUGACUAUCCAUAUAACACCGGAGCCGGAUUUUUCAUAUGUCUCCUUCGAAUCCAACAUUCCUGAAGCCUCGUAUGGGGAGGUAAUCGAGCGCGUUUUGAGGACUUUUAAACCUGGGAAAUUCGUCGUCAGCAUCUUCGCCAACAAGGAAUCAGUGGCGGCAGACUGUCCACGCGAACUCGAACAGUCUGAUAAUUUCGGUUUUGAAGUGGACUAUGUGCGAAACGAUGUACAGUAUUGUCGCUUUAAAAACUACGACCUAACUUGCGCGUUCUACUCCAAAUUUCCAAGCUGAGGGUUCAUGGACGCCCCGUCGCCGGCAGACAUUGCUUGUUGCAGCAACUGCAGUGCCCAUGCCGCCGGCUUUGACGAGGCGAACACCCUUGCUUCCUCUUCCCUGCCCCUCUCCUCAUCCUCUCUACCACCUUCCUAUUAUUUGCAAACAUCUCCCCAACUUCUCACAAUUAACUUAAGUUUAUCCUCCUUUAAAGCUAAUGAUUCGCCCCUCUCAUAUUAUUCUUCAUAUUCAACGUCAAUGUCUUCACAAAAAUCUAGCCGGUCAACUUCAUCACCACAACUAAUGAGCGCUAAAACUCGAUCCAAAGUUUAUCGCAGAGCUUCUCUCAAAUCUCUAAAUAGCUUACCAGCUCUUAUUUUGCCACUUCACUCAAAAAUCAUUAAGCUUUCUAGUAGCGAUAACAACAACGAUAAAAUACCAGAAUGCAUGCAGAGCGCCAAAAUCAACUGCACGCUGCAUGGUAAAGAACGAUUGGAUCUCUUAAAGCCUAGCGCUUCUUGUCUUCAUCCUUCUCCAAUCUUUCAAAAUAACAGUAAUAACAUUGACAAAUAUGAUUACCAACGUAACCAAAAAGUUUAUCGCCAUCAUCGAUACCCCCAUCACGUUCAACACCAGCAACAUCUGCAUAAAAAUAAAGUAACAAAUGAAUCAGUCGUACAACAAGAUAACCAGACCAAACAACAAUCCAAGGUCAAAAGCUGUGCCGCCAACUUCUUACCUAUUCUUUCCUUUAUACCUCAUACAGUGAUAAGUUUUCAAUAUCCAACUCCCAAGAUAAAAUUCUCAUGGUGGAGAAACAAAAUAUCGUGAAGACACGCCUAGACAAACGAUUGUUGAAGACUGUUUUUCUAGAUUGGCUUCUUUUUUACUAAGAUGCUGUUAUAAAGGCUAAAUUUGUUGUUCACAUUAUAUCUUCCUGACCGGAUGAUCACUAUGAUUUUAUUAUUGGUUACCGUCUGUUCAAAUAAGGAACGUUAAUUUGUUUAUCGUUUCCUUCUAGUUCCUCAAUUUCUUACUGCUUUAUGAGAAUUGAUGUGAUGUUCACCCCGUUGCAUGAUUACUAAUUACAAAGCACAUAUACAUAUAUGUGUGUUAUUAUAUCAAGCAUGCGGCAAUAAAUGUAUGGAAAGAAGAAAGUUUAAAUAUAUAUGUUCUUUUGACGUAGAUUAUGUUUUUAAAUUGUAGGCAUAAAAUGUUAUCUAGCACGAUGUAGCGUCAAAUAUGUAAAUGAAGAAUUUUUUUAAAUGUAUUUACAUUGUCUAUUCAUUUGAGUAUAUGUAAACAGAAACAUAAUUAAAUGUCGCAUGAUAAAUCAGUAGAAAACACUGUAGUUCCUAUGUCAAUAAAAAAACUCAUUUUAAUAUUAUACAGUAUUUUUUACAUCAACAAA